AUGCCGACUCUGAGCCCAUCCAGGUCCCAGAGAUCCAGGAUCCCAGGAACUCCCAAGGCUCUGGCCACAGAUCCCAACUCCCCUGAGCUGUUUGAGAAGUCCUGGCCAUCUAGGUCAGGGACCCCUUCCCCACCCAGCACCACUGAGGAACAGAUGGGUACCUCUUCACCACCCACUCUGAUUGACAGUGGUGACUCCGUGGUGGCCAAAUUCAUAAACCGGUUCCGGCAGGCUCAGCCCACAAGCCGAGAGGAACGCCAGCCUGCAGGCCCAACCCCAGCUGACUUUUGGUGGUUGCGGCCUGAAUCUCCAGACCCUAGUAGUCAACUUGCAGCAGCAGGAGCCAAUAAACCAGAAGGAAGACUCACCACAGAAAUCCCAACUCUUGCCAAGGUUGCCAGUGCAUCGCAGGCUAAGGCUAUGGCCCCCCUUCAGGAAAUAAAGCAGAGCCUCAACACAUGGAACUCAUCCCUGCUGGACUUGGAGAUGCUGAGCCUGCAAAGUAGAGCUGCCAGGCUGCUGAAACACAGCAAGGCCUCCGUCUCCUCCUGCAGCCCCACCAAUUCCGUAUUCCCUGUCAGCUCUGAUGGUCUUUCUCCUUCCUCUGUGGCCUUCACUCCUGACUCCAGCAAGGGCUCUGACCCCAAGGCACAUGCAACUCCGGCACCAGCCCCCAGCCCUGCUCCAGCCCUGGUCUCCUCCCAGGCACCCCUGCGGCCAGAGGAUGACAUUCUGUACCAGUGGCGACAGCGGCGGAAGCUUGAACAAGCUCAAGGGGGUCAGGGUGAUGGAACCUGGGUGCUGCCAGGGACCUCUGCCCUCACUACUCCGGUCCCUGUCCCCAUCUGUCUGCAUACCUCGCCUGCCCCUGCGGAGAUCCUUAGUUCCCUGGGAACACAGCCUAACUGCAUCCCACUCUGGGGCAGUGUGGCCGGGCCUGCUCCCCAGGAAGCCUAUGUCGAGAGGCGUCCUAUUCCCCCAGAGUUCUCUCCACACAUCUUUCAGGGUCCUCAACCCCAUAGGUUUUUCUGGACCCCACAGCCCGGUUCCUGGGUAUCUUUUGGGGACGUCCCCCCCAUGCCCUGUGCCUCUACUCCUGGGCCCCCUAUCACCACCCAGGGCCCGCCCACCCCUGCGCCAUGUACCUCUGCCCAGCUGGAGAGGCAGGACCCCAAACCUCGGAAGGGUAGAGCCUGGUGCCCGGAACCUGCUGGGCGAGUCAUGGCGGCUGACCAGGAGCCUAGCCCACAGCUCCGUGGCCCUCUGGGCCAGGUAGUGACAGCUCGGCUCUUCCCUGACAGCUUGGAGGACACGCCCCCUCGCCUCAAGAGCCUGCCUCCACCUCUGGCCGAAUCUCGGAAAAUCAAGAACACACAACCCAAAACUAAGGUUAUGCACCCGUGCUCAGCAGUUACCUCCCCUCUAUCUGAUUCACGGUUUCCUCAGGGGACCCCACCUGGUCGGCCUAAGGCUGAGUCUCGAAAUGCCAAAACUACGCCCCUCGAGGAGGGGUGGGUGCUUUGCAGUGAACUCAGGAAUCCUCAGUCCAAGGCCCCGCCCCCUCCAGCCGAAGAGGCUUCCACCGGGGCUGGAGCCCCGCCCGCUUUGUUCGAGGCGGGGUCUCUAGAGGCUGUGGUCCCUUCCUCGCCCGCUGCUGACCACGCCCCCCCAGAGGACCUGCUCUCCCAGGCCGCCAGGCUUCUGCAGGCUGCUGAAGAUUCCGACAGCAGCGAGUUCCCGGAGGACCCUGUGCUGCAGGUGCUAAGGGUUCAGAGGGCUGAGCUGCGGCGGCAGAAAAGGAAAGUGGACGCCCAAUUAUCCCUCCUACUGGGUCACACCGAAGACUCAAGGUCUUGGUUCCUCCUGCCAGGUCAACCCCCAGGUCCCCAAGGAUGUGGCUGA
This is a messenger RNA of Pipistrellus nathusii (Nathusius's pipistrelle), 1902 nucleotides long. The record is from the annotation of a GenBank genome assembly. Lineage: Eukaryota; Metazoa; Chordata; Mammalia; Chiroptera; Vespertilionidae.